AUCUCCACCACGGUCUCGCCCGAUCCUGCUGCUUGCCCACAGGCGCGUGCCACAGAACGUCGAGGCGGAAACGAUCUAUCACGGAUGAGCAAUCGUCGUCCCACGGCGCCGGCAGUUUAUGCCCAACGGCCAAUGGCGUUGAGCACACGUGAGCAUUUCGAAAUUGCAAUGCCACGCCGCUGUGCCAUCGAGCGCUGUACGCGCUACGCCAAGGUCGACCAGCUCUGCCUCCUCCACGGGCGACUGCAGAGCAUUCGCCGCCAAGCACGCACGCACGUCGCGUCUAGCCCCAUGAGCAUCACCAUUUCCUGGGACAUGCUCCACCAAGUCCAGCCCAGCCGCAUGUGUCGAGCGCCCGGGUGCACGUCGUACGCGCGGCGGCGAGGUCGGUGCUCGCGCCACGGCGGUGCCAAGCCGUGUGCAGUCCACGAGUGCCAAACCCCCGCGCAGACUGGCGGUCAUUGCCGCGCCCACGGAGGCGGCAAGCACUGCAAAGCGGUCGGGUGCGAUGCAUUUGCUCGCUAUCAAGGCUGCUGCUCUCGCCACGCGACACCGCGGGAGCCGAGCUACCCCACUUUAUAGCUAGAAUACAUUUCUUGUAUGUCUCCA
Messenger RNA from Saprolegnia diclina VS20, 609 nucleotides. RefSeq lists its product as hypothetical. The transcript has 2 exons. Bases 85 to 582 code for a protein of 165 amino acids. The record is from RefSeq and is a predicted model, not a curated record. NCBI's taxonomy places the organism in Eukaryota, Oomycota, Saprolegniomycetes, Saprolegniales, Saprolegniaceae.